ACAAAUCACACAAGCCUGAUAGUUAUUACUUGUACAAAAACUUAAAAUUCUGGAAAUAGAUUUAUUUACUUAAAUAAAGUAUUUCAUAUAAUAAAUCCUUAUUUCACAAAUCAUCGAGUGCUAAGUAUAUCACUUACAAAUAUGAACUCUAUCAUUGUUUAGAUCUUUUGAAAUAAGUAUUAUUCGAAUUCUAAUACUUUCUUACAAUAUUUAUUUAUAAAAAUGAUCAUGUUGCCGUCGGUCGCCUCUUCCCUUUGUAGAAAACUUGGGAUACAUUACUCUCAAUUUAAAACUUAUAAUUUGGUGAAUGUAAGAGCUUAUUACAUUUUACGUAGCGAGAGAAAUUUCGUAAGGUAUCCAAAUACGAAAUUAUAUAGAUGUCUACAUACAUCUUCAUAUUGCUAUGAUAAAAAUACGAAAAAUAGUGCCUCACUUGCUGUUGGUGACGAUAAAGAUAAAAAUUUACAAAAACAGAAGACUUUGGAUAACAUUAUUGUUAAAACAGAAACAGACGCCAAUAAUACAGUCACUAAAGUAACUAUAGAAAAAUCAAAACAGGAAUCAGAUACAAAACAGUCUGUUAUUCCUCCAAAAAAGAAAAGAUUGCUUAUUGAUUUUUCGGCAUCGUAUACAGAACGUAACUUUAUAACUCCGAUGAGAGCCAUGACAGAAUAUUUAUUAAAGCAAACUGAUUUAGAGACAUUGCCAAAAGUUUUAAGACGAUCGCCUUAUGAGUCUGAACCACCAAUAACUGUUCAUUAUAGGAAGGAUGUUGAAGCUAAAGCUAUUGAGGUAUGGGGUUCAAAAGAAUCAUUGGACAAAGAGCUUCUCAGAAGAGAAUUGGACCGACGGAGAUAUGAACAAGAUGUAUUCACUGUAAAAAGAAGACUUAGGAAUUACAGAAGAGAAAUGGGACAUAAACGUUUAAAACAUGGUGUCGAAGAGAUGGGAUUAAAAACUGUAUCUGGUAGAGUUGUAUUGACAGCUAUUGGAAUCAAUGGCUGUAACUUCCUGUUCAAACUUUGUGCCUGGCUGUAUACAGGAUCCCAUAGCCUUUUCUCUGAGUGCAUACACUCUUUAGCCGAUACCGUCAAUCAACUGAUUCUUGCUUAUGGAAUACACAAGUCAGUGCAAAUCGCUGAUCCUGAUCAUCCCUAUGGUUACACCAACAUGAGGUAUGUCUCUUCAUUGAUAUCCGGAGUUGGUAUAUUCUGUGUUGGAUGUGGUCUCUCAUUCUAUCACGGAGUCACUGGUAUACUCGACCCACAGCCCCUACAUGACUUCUAUUGGGCAUACUUCGUGCUCGGCGGAGCUGUUGUUUCCGAGGGUGCGACACUUAUGGUUGCCCUGAGUGCGAUUCGAAAAGGAGCUAAAGAAGCUCAUAUGAGUUUGUAUGAAUAUGUGAUGAGAAGUUCAGAUCCUUCUGUGAACGUGGUGCUGUUCGAGGAUACGGCGGCGGUGGCGGGGGUGGUGGUCGCCGGCACUUGUAUGGCCAUCGCACAGUACACGGGCAGCCCGCUGCCGGACGCCAUUGGCUGUCUACUGGUUGGCACACUGCUGGGUGGAGUCGCCUCUUUCAUUAUACUGAGCAACGUAGGAGCUCUGGUCGGCAGAUCAAUCCCACAGGAGCAGUUAGAUGAAAUCAACAGUGUCCUUGAAAGAGAUUUCAUGAUCAGAGCCAUUCAUGAUGUCAAGGGUAUAGAUAUAGGAAGUAAUCUUAUUAGAUAUAAGGCUGAAGUAGACUUUGAUGGCAGAGCUCUCACCAGAUCCUAUUUGGAAAAACACGAUUUAAAUGUAUUAUUAGAGGAUAUAAAGAAAAUUGAUACAAUAGAUCAUGUGGAGGCAUUCCUCCUGAAACAUGGAGAGAACAUAGUUGACAUGCUCGGAGGUGAAAUUGAUAGGAUAGAAUUAAAAUUACGGAAAAAGUUUCCACAAAUACGACACUGCGAUCUCGAAAUUCUUUAAACGUCAGAUUUUUGUUUGCAUCUAUAUAAACUUAGGCAUAGACAGUAUAGUUUGUUAAUAAAACUGUUAUUGUUACCAGUUCAAUGAUCAUAUACAGCUAUGUGAUUUAAAACAACUUAAAGGGUAAAUUUUGUUUUCAAAUAUUAUCAAUCUCAUAAUCAGAUAAAUAUGGAUUAAUUGAAAUUAAUUUAUAAGUUAAAAAAAAAUUCUAAUAUUUCCUCAAGUAAAUUUUACGAAUUCUUUUUUUUUGCCAUGUAACCACAUAGCUUCUUGUCCAAAACAAACAUUAUUUAGUUUAAAGACUAUAAAACCUAAUAUUGAAAGGGCAUAAUAUAGUCCAUAUUUAUGUAUUGGUAAAUAUAAAAUAUUAAGAUUAACCCACUCACAUUGUUAGACAAUAACUAUAAAACCUUAUUAUUACUGUUAAACAAAAUUUUAGACAUGGGCUUUAAGAUGUAAACAUUUCUCGAACGACUUACAUUUGCAUUGUUAUUCUCUGUGAUUUAUUUGUAUAUAGCUUUACAGAGUUAAGUGUAAUUAAGCCAUAAAUCUUGUUUAUCCAUUAGACAUUUAAAUAAAAAAUAACACUAUAUAUGUUUUAUUUAUGAUAUGUGAAAUAAAUAGACAGUUUAUAAAAUCAUAAGUUUAAUUGAUACAAAAUAUAACAUUCAAGAUUGUGUCAAUACUACAAUGAAGGCAGAUGGCGUUAGUGUACUAUAAAAAAAUGUAAGAGCAUUCAUUUUAUUACGAAUAUUGGUAAUUCCAUAGUUUUAAAUAUACUUACACAUAAAUUAGUAAAAUAGAACAUUGAAAUCAGCUUUCGAUACACAACCAAACCAGUCUUAACACAUUCGAAUAAAUGCUGCAAGUGAACUGACUUAGGAAAUGUCUUAGCGGGCACAUUUUAUUUGACUCUAAAUAAAUUAUUGACAAACAAGAGAUAAUGCUUCAACAUAUUAGUGACAACACUAGCGUUUCGACAUAAAAAAAAAAAAAGAAAACUGGAAAUGCUAUCACAGUUAUUAUAUUUUGAGCAUAACCUAGCCCAUACACCAAUUCCACAACUCCUAAAUGCAAAGGUAUGAUCAAUUAAUCAUAUAGAUGGUUUUGUUUGUGGCAAACAUAGAUUAUAGUGAGCAGUUUUGUUCCAAAAGUCUGAAUUCUUCCAACCGCACCAGCCUUUGCUUAUAACAGUGUUGAUAUCGUCAACACCUGUAUAGUGUGGGUCCAGGAUAAGGUAUCUCGUUUCAUUUGUUAUAUUGUUGUAUUCCACCCCGAUAAUUGUAUGUGCUAAUACUCCUCCGCCUGUAAUUGUUUACUAUGUUACUAUAUAAUAUGUGUUGUUUGUUUCUAGAUAACUAGGUUAUAACCAAUUUAAAUGAUAUCCCUUUUUCAUUUAUUCUUAUUUAUUUUAGUAUAUCAUCUGCUCCAAAUAGAAAAGAGCGAGUUUAAGUAAAGAAAAAUAACUGGAAGACAAGGAAAAGGUUGCAAAACAAGUUAGAGGACAGACAGACACCUAUAUAAAACACGCCUACCGCCCGCGUUCCCCUCGGUGUCCAAGGUUGAGACUUCAUUACAUUGCUAGUGUUUUUUUUUUAAUUUAUAUAUAUACAUAAAAUUAUCUCACCUAUCAUUAUAGGGCUUCCAUGUUUCUCAAAAUGAUGAACAAGCUCUGGGGUGUAAUUGAGCAGUUCUGAUCCAGUGUUAGCAAAAAUAAUCCUUGAUUGCACACCUAAAAGGGUCUCCAAACAAAACAUCACUUCUGUAGAACCUAUCCAUUG
This is a messenger RNA of Danaus plexippus (monarch butterfly), 3746 nucleotides long. It is a transcript of the gene ZnT49B, whose product is annotated as proton-coupled zinc antiporter SLC30A9, mitochondrial. Gene Ontology annotation, molecular function: monoatomic cation transmembrane transporter activity. The record is from RefSeq and is a predicted model, not a curated record. Bases 223 to 1965 code for a protein of 580 amino acids. Gene Ontology annotation, cellular component: membrane. NCBI's taxonomy places the organism in Eukaryota, Metazoa, Arthropoda, Insecta, Lepidoptera, Nymphalidae. The transcript is spliced from 12 exons. Gene Ontology annotation, biological process: zinc ion transport; transmembrane transport.